Molecule: messenger RNA, 273 nt
Organism: Knipowitschia caucasica
Lineage: Eukaryota; Metazoa; Chordata; Actinopteri; Gobiiformes; Gobiidae
Source: the annotation of a GenBank genome assembly
AUGGAGUCACCCACCAGCAGUGUUGUGGGAGCGAAGAGGGGUCGUGGAGGGUGUGAUGUGACAGGCACCUGUGGAGGGGCUGGGGUGGAGCAGCAUGGAGGACCCGGAGACGGAUGUUUUGUUGGAGCCGGGGCGACCAUAUUGGCCGUGGUGGUGGCAGUAGUGGUGGUGGUGGCGGGCGUGGGAGGGACCAGCGCAGGGCUGGAGGGGUGCCCAACAGGCGGAACGGCUUUCACGUGCACGGGAGGUCUCCUCACUGCGUCAGAGCGCUGA